Molecule: messenger RNA, 1076 nt
Organism: Owenia fusiformis
Lineage: Eukaryota; Metazoa; Annelida; Polychaeta; Sabellida; Oweniidae
Source: the annotation of a GenBank genome assembly
AGAAUACCAUGGUGAUGAUAUACAGGAUGAAGAAGUAUAUCAGGCACAAGGAUCUGAUGGUCAUCUCCCUGAGUUGGAAGAUGAGCUUGAACUUUUUCAUGAUUUUGAGGUUGGCACAAAAGAGCCAAUAAUUGGAAAGAAUGAUGAUGUGACCACUGAAGAGGAAGGGAACACAGAUGAUUCAGACUACCCAACUACUGUCCUUGACCUUAACCCAACUAGCCCACUGCCCACUGGAAAAUACACAGGAAAUAAAACAGAAAAUUUUAGCUCAAGAAAUACCCCAAGUGAUUCAGGUCUCUCAAGUUCAGUGCCCGAUAGUGCGAAUAGUUCAAAUAUUUCUGAUGCUUCUUGCAAUUAUGAAACUUUGAAUAAUACAAAUAAUUUUGAUGCUUCAAGCAAUUAUGAAACUUUGAAUAACCCAAAUAAUUUUGAUGCUUCUAGCAAUUAUGAAACUUUGAUUAACCCAAAUAAAAAUAACCCAUAUGAUUUUCGCACCCCUAUAAGGUAUGAAACCCUUCCUAGCCCAGAUGAUUUAAGUGUUCCUACUGGGAAUCCAAUCCUCAAUAGCCAUGACUAUGUUAUUAGUACUCUAAGGUCUCAAACUUUCAAUCAAAGUGUCCAAAGUCUUUUGCCCAAUAAUUUCCAAAAUGUCCUUGGUAAUAGUUCUACAAACCAAUCAGAUGCUGACAUAGAGGGUAGCUCUAGCAAUGGUGAUUCUACACACGAGGAUGGUUACUCUCCCAGCCAGAAUACUGAUGGAGAGAGCCAAGCAGAAGGCGCAUCAAAUAACGAGGGGCAACACGAGUUUUCCUUGGUUAUUGGUUACAGACCCAUUCAGGAGUCUUUCUCUGAAGGCACUGGCAAUCCAUUGGUGUCUGAGAGAGGACAAGAGAUUACCACAGAGGAGGACAGUGAAAACCCAUCUUUGUGGACAUUUUAUCAUUUCAAUAUUGCCCCUUAUGCUUAUCAAUAGUUAUACAACAGUGAAAAAGCAACUACAAUUGGACAAUCAACAUGAUAAAAAAAUGCAAAAAUAUGUAUAUAGAUAUAUAGUCUGCUUAGAUAAAUAAAAC